This is a messenger RNA of Nomascus leucogenys (northern white-cheeked gibbon), 3835 nucleotides long. RefSeq names its product rhophilin Rho GTPase binding protein 1 (gene RHPN1). Gene Ontology annotation, biological process: negative regulation of stress fiber assembly; signal transduction. The transcript has 15 exons. The coding region runs from base 155 to 2017 and encodes 620 amino acids. Lineage: Eukaryota; Metazoa; Chordata; Mammalia; Primates; Hylobatidae. Gene Ontology annotation, molecular function: protein binding. The record is from RefSeq and is a predicted model, not a curated record.
GCCGCCCCCACCCAGGAGGGACAGUCGGGGACCCGCGCGGGCACUCAGGAGCCCGCGGCCCGGGUGGUGCGGGCGGCCCUGGCCCGGCUGCGGAGCGCUGCGCGAGCGGCGGGCUGGCUGAUCCCGAGGGACCCCCAGCGUGGCGGGCGCGGCGAUGAUCCUGGAGGAGAGGCCGGACGGCGCGGGCGCCGGCGAGGAGAGCCCGCGGCUGCAGGGCUAUGACUCCCUGACGCAGAUUCAGUGCAGCCAGCUGCAGAGCCGCAGGGCCCAGAUUCACCAGCAGAUUGACAAAGAGCUGCAGAUGCGGACGGGCGCUGAGAACCUCUACAGAGCCACCAGCAACAACCAGGUGAGAGAGACGGUCGCCCUGGAGCUAAGCUACGUCAACUCCAACCUGCAGCUGCUGAAGGAGGAGCUGGAGGAGCUCAGCGGUGGCGUGGACCCUGGCCGGCAUGGGAGCGAAGCUGUCACUGUCCCCAUGAUCCCCCUGGGCCUGAAGGAGACCAAGGAGCUGGACUGGUCUACACCGCUGAAGGAGCUGAUCUCAGUGCACUUUGGAGAGGACGGCGCCUCCUACGAGGCAGAAAUCAGGGAGCUGGAGGCCCUGCGGCAGGCCAUGCGGACCCCCAGCCGGAACGAGUCGGGCCUGGAACUGCUCACAGCCUAUUACAACCAGCUGUGCUUCCUGGAUGCGCGCUUCCUCACCCCUGCCAGCAGCCUCGGGCUCUUCUUCCACUGGUACGACUCACUUACUGGGGUCCCGGCCCAGCAGCGCGCCCUGGCCUUCGAGAAGGGCAGCGUUCUCUUCAACAUCGGCGCCCUCCACACGCAGAUUGGGGCGCGCCAGGACCGCUCCUGCGCCGAGGGUGCCCGCCGCGCUAUGGAGGCCUUCCAGAGGGCCGCUGGGGCCUUCAGCCUCCUGAGGGAGAACUUCUCCCAUGCGCCGAGCCCAGACAUGAGUGCUGCAUCCCUCUGCGCACUGGAGCAGCUAAUGAUGGCCCAGGCCCAGGAAUGUGUGUUUGAGGGCCUCUCACCACCUGCCUCCAUGGCCCCCCGAGACUGCCUGGCCCAGCUGCGCCUGGCGCAGGAGGCCGCCCAGGUGGCAGCCGAGUACAGGCUAGUGCACCGGACCAUGGCCCAGCCACCCGUCCACGACUCCGUGCCUGUCUCCUGGACUGCCCUGGUGCAUGUCAAGGCCGAAUACUUCCGCUCUCUGGCCCACUACCACGUAGCCAUGGCCCUCUGCGACGGCUCCCCAGCGACCGAGGGAGAGCUCCCCAUGCACGAGCAGGUCUUCCUGCAGCCCCCCACCUCCUCUAAGCCCCGAGGCCCUGUGCUGCCGCAGGAGCUGGAGGAGCGCAGGCAGCUUGGCAAGGCACACCUGAAGCGCGCCAUCCUGGGGCAGGAGGAGGCGCUGCGGCUGCACGCCCUGUGCCGCGUCCUGCGUGAGGUGGACCUGCUGCGGGCUGUGGUCUCCCAGACGCUGCAGCGCUCACUCGCCAAGUACGCGGAGCUCGACCGUGAGGAUGACUUCUGUGAGGCUGCUGAGGCCCCCGACAUCCAGCCUAAGACCCACCAGAAGCCAGAGGCCAGGAUGCCACGCCUGUCCCAGGGGAAGGGGCCUGACAUCUUCCAUCGGCUGGUUGGAUGGAUGUGCUGGUCAGGCGGGGUCUCCUCAGUGUGUGGCCCAGCUGGGCCUCUGACCUCUGAGCCCCCGCCAGGGGCCCCUGUCUGUGUUCUCAGCCAAGAACCGGUGGCGGCUGGUGGGGCCCGUCCACCUGACCCGAGGAGAGGGCGGCUUCGGCCUCACGCUUCGGGGAGACUCACCUGUCCUCAUCGCUGCCGUCAUUCCAGGGAGCCAGGCCGCGGCGGCUGGCCUGAAGGAGGGCGACUACAUUGUGUCAGUGAACGGGCAGCCAUGCAGGUGGUGGAGACACGCGGAGGUGGUGACAGAGCUGAAGGCUGCAGGAGAGGCGGGUGCCAGCCUGCAGGUGGUGUCGCUGCUGCCCAGCUCUAGGCUGCCCAGCUUGGGGGACCGCCGGCCCAUCCUGCUGGGCCCCAGGGGGCUUCUAAGGAGCCAGAGGGAGCAUGGUUGCAAGACCCCGGCAUCAACGUGGGCCAGCCCCCGGCCCCUCCUCAACUGGAGCCGAAAGGCCCAGCAGGGCAAGACUGGAGGCUGCCCCCAGCCCUGUGCCCCAGUGAAGCCAGCUCCGCCCUCAUCCUCGAAGCACCCAGGGUGGCCGUGAGGGCCAGGCUCCCUGCACACCUCAGCCCUGGCUCCAGCUGGCGGGAAGUACCAAGCAUGCCCUCCCCACCCAGAGGACCUCUGGGCAGUGCCUGCCCUGCCUCAUGCCGGAGGCUGCCUCGGGCACCUGCCUGCCCAUUAAAGACUAUGGUCAGACCUGUCUGAGCCUAGUGAUGGGAGCUGUGGCCUCCUCACCCACACACAGGAGGGAUGCCAGUCCCUCUGCCAGUCUGAGGUCAGCUUCCUGGGGCUGCCCCGCCCUGAGGGCUCCUCACGGGGUGCUCCUCACAACCAUCCCGUCUGUACCCCCUGGCUCUGUCCACCCUGCUGCUGCCCUGGGCACAGACCCUGAGGUCUCAGUCCUGCCUCCAGCCAAGUUUCUGCCUGGUGCCCAGUGAUUCCUGCUGGGCACCCCUUUGCUUGCUGCCCCUCCACCAUGCAGCAGCCAGGCACACCCACAGCACCCACAGACCUCUAGGCCGGGUCCCAGACACGGCCUUCCCCCAAAACACCUCCUGCUGUCCUGUCUGUGCACAGAGCAAGGGACUCCCCACCUCUGCGCCCUGUGCUGGUCAUCCCGGGCUCUGUACUGGUCAUCCCGGGCUCUGUACUGGUCAUCCCGGGCUCUGUACUGGUCAACCCGGCAAGUGUCCCCUUUGCCCAGGAGUCCCCGGUGUUGUGGCCCAGGUCUCAUGGCAGCCCUAAGCCUGCCAGCCCUGCUGCCCGCCUUGCUGUCCUGCUCUGAGCAUGGGUGCCACCCUCCAGCUCCUGGGCAUGUCACCUCCCCCUGAGCCUGGGGCCUGCAUGGGCCCCCAGCCUGCUUGGGCCGCUCCUGCUGGCCUCCACAGGCCAUGAGCUCUCAGUGUCUCAAGCAGAGGAAGUGAGGGCUGCCUCCAGGCCUCCAUGUACUGGGUGGACAAUGGCCCCCAAAGGCCGUCGGCAGGAACACCACCCCCAGGACCCCCACAGCAGUGGGCUCAGGACUUGGGCACCAAGGGGAGGGGGUGGGAAGGGCUGCAGAGUCAGGGCAGGCCAGAGCUGCACCAGAGAGGAGCCACGGAGCCGGAGCGGAGGCCCCCACCGAGGGCCCCAGGGCCUGGCAGGUUCCGGAAGAGACAGGGCUAGCGGGAGUCAUUCCCUGCAGCCACUAGGGGGCAGCCGCCACCCACGGCACGGGCAGGUGCGCCUUGGGAGGGCUGAGGCACAGACCCCGGGUAGAAAGGCGGCCCCCAGCUCUGAGAGACCCCUGCCCUCUUGUCCAGUCGCUUCCGAGGGUCCCCAGGUGGGAGCAGCCCACCCUGCAUCCCAGGCUCCGGUUCCAGGGUCCAGGGCCCUGUGCUGCCGCCUCCCUCGUGCUUCAGCCAAGAAUAUGGGGGUGCGAGUGAGGUGUUUGGGGUCCCAGAGACGCAGGCGCCACGGUGCGAUCUUCCUGGGCGGGAGGGCGGGGCUCCCCAACCUGCUUGAGCCGGGGUGGGGGUCCAGGUCCCCCACUUGCCGUCGUGGGAAAAUCCCUGUCUCAGCAGAAUGGGCCAAGGUCACGCAGGUCUCCCCAGCACAUAUUAAUUUGGUUAAUAAAACUGCAUCAAGGAG